Messenger RNA from Perognathus longimembris pacificus (Pacific pocket mouse), 2520 nucleotides. RefSeq names its product suppression of tumorigenicity 7 like (gene St7l). Lineage: Eukaryota; Metazoa; Chordata; Mammalia; Rodentia; Heteromyidae. Gene Ontology annotation, molecular function: protein binding. The transcript has 14 exons. The record is from RefSeq and is a predicted model, not a curated record. Bases 12 to 1682 code for a protein of 556 amino acids.
GCAGCGGCAAGAUGGCGGACGGCGACGGCUUUAGUGAAGCCGCAGCGGCUGCGGCCUUUUUUCCCGCAUCUAUCCACGGCCUGGGCCCGCCGCUGGGCUGGAAAGAGCGGCUGCGGGCCGGGCUGGCGGGAUCUGGGGGCUUUUUGUGGUUCGUGGCGGGGCUGGGGCUGCUUUACGCUCUGAGGGUCCCGUUGAGGCUGUGUGACCACUUGACAGCGGUGACAGGAUUUUUAAAUUCAUUGACCCCCAAAUUCUAUGUGGCACUUACAGGAACGUCUUCUUUGAUAUCAGGACUAAUAUUUAUAUUUGAGUGGUGGUACUUCCAUAAACAUGGCACAUCUUUUAUCGAGCAAGUAUCGAUAAGCCAUUUGCGACCACUGAUGGGAGGAACAGAAAGCAGCAUUUCAGAGCCAGGUGCCCCUUCCAGCAAUAGAGAAGGUGAAACCAACAGACAGAAUUUCUCAGAAUGCAAGGUAUGGAGAAAUCCUCUAAACCUUUUCAGAGGAGCAGAAUAUAGGAGAUACACAUGGGUGACUGGUAAAGAGCCACUUACCUACUAUGACAUGAACUUGUCAGCACAAGAUCAUCAGACAUUUUUCACCUGUGAUACCGAUUUUUUACGUCCUUCAGACACAGUUAUGCAGAAGGCAUGGAGGGAAAGAAAUCCUCCAGCUCGCAUCAAAGCAGCCUAUCAAGCUUUAGAAUUAAACAAUGAUUGUGCCACUGCAUAUGUUCUACUGGCUGAGGAAGAAGCAACAACUAUUGUAGAUGCUGAAAGGUUAUUUAAACAGGCUCUCAAAGCAGGAGAAACAAUUUAUAGGCGAUCCCAACAAUGCCAGCACCAAAGUCCUCAACAUGAAGCUCAACUGAGGAGGGAUACCAAUGUACUGGUAUAUAUUAAAAGAAGAUUGGCAAUGUGUGCGAGAAAAUUGGGAAGAAUAAAAGAAGCAGUGAAAAUAAUGAGAGAUUUGAUGAAAGAAUUUCCUCCUUUUACCAUGUUGAACAUCCACGAAAAUCUCUUAGAAUCACUUUUAGAGUUACAGGCCUACGCAGAUGUUCAGGCAGUACUAGCAAAAUAUGAUGAUAUAAGCCUUCCAAAGUCAGCAGCAAUCUGUUAUACAGCAGCACUAUUGAAAACAAGGACUGUUUCAGAUAAAUUCUCUCCAGAAACAGCCUGCAGAAGAGGAUUAAGCACAGCAGAAAUCAAUGCUGUGGAAGCAAUUCAUAGAGCUGUGGAAUUUAAUCCUCAUGUUCCAAAAUAUUUACUAGAGAUGAAAAGUUUAAUUUUACCUCCAGAACACAUUCUGAAGCGAGGUGAUAGUGAAGCAAUUGCCUAUGCAUUCUUUCAUCUUCAGCACUGGAAACGGAUAGAAGGUGCUCUUAAUCUAUUGCAGUGUACAUGGGAAGGCACUUUUAGAAUGAUUCCAUACCCAUUAGAGAAAGGACAUCUAUUUUACCCUUAUCCAAGCUGCACAGAGACUGCUGAUAGAGAGCUAUUACCUACCUUUCAUCAUGUUUCUGUUUAUCCAAAGAAGGAGCUUCCUUUUUUCAUCCAUUUUACAGCAGGACUGUGUUCUUCUACAGCAAUGAUAGCCUUUCUCACACACCAGUUUCCAGAAAUCAUGGGUGUUUUUGCUAAAGCUGUAAGUAUGAUCUCAAGGACUUGUGUAGAGUAUUUGUAAAACACACAAGAAACCAUAUAUCGUCUGUUUAUGCUAACCCAAAUGAGCAGUAAAAGAUAUAUGUUAUAGUAAAUUACAAGAAUUGAUUUGUAAAGUUACCACCAUAAAUAUGUGAAACAUGAAGUUUUGGUGAUUUGAGCUAUGCUUUUGUUGUUUAAAAGUUUAAAGAAUACAAUGCUAUAACAUUAUAAAGUUGGUCUCUGUAGAUCACUUUUGGUGAUUAACAUAGCAUUCAUUAUAAACAUUAAGAACAAUCCAGGCUCAUUUUUUUAAGUUAGUCAAUUUUUUGGCAUUUAAACAAAUGCCUCUUUUGUAAACAAGUCUUCCAAUUUUUCCAUUUAAAUGAAAUAAUUAAUUGUAAAGAUUUGCUGAACUUUAAAUUCAAGAGUACACCUAGGAUGGAGAAUAAGUAGGUGAGAUGGGACAAAAGAGACAUUUGCCCUGGGUACAGAAUGUGUUUCUAUACCUAGAGAUUCUCCUAGUUAUUAUGUCUGCAUGUUCUUAUUGGCCUUUCCCAGUUUGGAGCAGAGAACCAUGUAUAGGUCUUUAUAUUCAUUUUUAUCCUUGAAAAUUGAACUACUUUCCCAUUUCCUGACCCAGGAAACACUUGAGGGCUGGUACUAAAGAGGGUAUCCCUGACUAUUCAUCCUCUCUAUAUAUUUAUUAAUUAAUAUCACUGAUUGAAGAUAAAAUUACCAAAGAUGAUUUCCUUUAAGUCUCCAAGUCUUUUUUAAAAAUGCAUCUUUCUUGUACAUCUUUAUCAGGUAAUAAGAGUUUAAAACCCAAAAGAAAAUGCUGCUUCAUAUAUUCACAAAUAAAAGAAAUUAUGCAAUGAGAA